Trichoplusia ni (cabbage looper) is the source of this 4909-nucleotide messenger RNA. It is a transcript of the gene Asator, whose product is annotated as tau-tubulin kinase homolog Asator. Bases 383 to 3931 code for a protein of 1182 amino acids. Gene Ontology annotation, molecular function: protein serine/threonine kinase activity; ATP binding. Gene Ontology annotation, cellular component: cytoplasm; nucleus. NCBI's taxonomy places the organism in Eukaryota, Metazoa, Arthropoda, Insecta, Lepidoptera, Noctuidae. Gene Ontology annotation, biological process: peptidyl-serine phosphorylation; signal transduction. The transcript has 31 exons. The record is from RefSeq and is a predicted model, not a curated record.
UAUAUCGAUAUUAAAGUACAACAACACUAGUCGCGCGUAAUUUUAUAUUUCCCCGAUACAUUUUAUUUUGGCGUGCCGACUUUCAGAAGUUCUGGUGUCGGAGCGCGAGACGCUUGUGGCCGACCAAGAGUGAUCGAAAUAACCUGGACUAUAAUUAGAUUGUGUUAUGUGUAGAGAAAAUGAUUUUAAAUCGGUAUGAAAAAUUACCGACGCACAAGCAUUGCCGCCUAAAAGUGUAAAUAGAUGCUAAUUAUUAGGAUAUUAAAUAAACAAAUAGUUUUAUAAUAAUAACCAAGAAAUAAAUGGCAUUUCGAAAAGUAUAGUUCAGUGAGCGUGUGAAAGAGAUAGACUUAUACGACGAGUCGCUGAAGAAAAGAGAAAGAUGUCGCUAGUUGCACCAAGGAGGGUCCAACUUGAUUGGGCUCCUACUAUACCAUGGGAACAAGAGCCGGCGUGUGAGAGAGACACAUCGUUUAAAGAGCAGGCACCGCACCAAUCCAAUAGAUCAGAAUCUUCUUCAUCAUCAGCUGAUACAGCUUCUCAGGGCUCAGGGUCGGCUGCCCCGGUACAAAAAGCGCGGCGAAAUGAGCCACAGAGAGAAGAGCGUCGGCAGGAAGCGGCAACCGCCCCCCGUAUACAGACAAACCCGUUAUUGAGGUCCCGGACCCUCCCCAACUUCGGCGGGCGAGCGUCCCGCGAGGCGUCGCGCUGCGACACCUCCCGCCGUGCGCACCACAUCACCAUGGCGUCCGAGGACCUGCUGCAGCCAGGACACGUCGUCAAGGAGAGAUGGAAGGUUGUAAAGAAGAUAGGUGGCGGUGGCUUCGGCGAGAUCUACGAGGGUCUAGACCUGGUCACCCAGGAGCAGGUCGCUCUGAAGGUGGAGUCGGCGCGCCAGCCCAAACAGGUGCUCAAGAUGGAGGUGGCUGUUCUCAAGAAGUUACAAGGCAAGGAGCAUGUCUGCCGCUUCAUCGGCUGCGGACGCAACGCGCGCUUCAACUACGUGGUGAUGCAGCUGCAGGGCAGGAACCUGGCCGAGCUGCGUCGUGCGCAGCCGCGGGGCGCCUUCUCACUCUCCACCACGCUCAGGUUGGGACUACAAAUACUCAAAGCUAUAGAUUCUAUACACUCUGUGGGAUUCCUGCACAGAGAUAUUAAACCUAGUAACUUCAGCAUAGGCCGUCACCCGUCCAACUGCCGCAAGGUGUACAUGCUGGACUUCGGGCUCGCGCGCCAGUACACCACCAGCAACGGCCAGGUCCGCCCGCCCAGGGCCGCCGCCGGCUUCCGGGGCACCGUCCGCUACGCAUCGAUCAACGCUCACAAGAACAAGGAGAUGGGCAGACACGACGACCUCUGGUCGCUGUUCUACAUGUUGGUGGAGUUCGUCAACGGACAGCUGCCCUGGAGGAAGAUCAAGGAUAAGGAGCAGGUGGGCCUGAUGAAGGAGAAGUACGACCACCGCCUGCUGCUGAAGCACCUGCCGUCGGAGCUGCGCCAGUUCCUGGAGCACGUGCAGGCGCUGGAGUACGCGGACGCGCCCGACUACGGCAUGCUGGGCGCGCUGCUGGAGCGCUGCUGCAAGCGCAGGGGCAUCCGCGACACCGACCCCUACGACUGGGAGAAGGACGCUCAACCGGCGGGCCCGAGUGCGAGGCAAUCGGACCUAGCAGACAGGACCAGUCAAAUGUCGCCUAUAUAUUCUGAAACCUAUGGCAGUAUCACCACUUUAACACUAUCAGAUCAUAUCUCUGAAGUUGCCUUAAGAUGCAGCCUUUCGGAGGACAGUUUGAGCAGUGAUUUUGAAUUUGAUAAUCUGAAUGUGAAGGAAAAUGAAGCCAAAAAGGUCACAGAGGUUACAGAAAAAGUCGAUGCUGCGCCCGCGCCGCGAGCCCGCGCGGCCAUGACGACGGGUCCCAUACAGCCAGAUGUGGCUAAUGAACAUGCGCGGCGCCGCCUGGAGACGGAGAGCAGCCCGGGCGCGGCCGCGGACACGGCGGCCCCCGCGCGCGCCGAGCGCAGGCCCGCGCCCGCCUCGCCCCGCCAUCAGCCGCAUCAUCUCAACGGAUAUUCGACAACAGACAAGCCGACCACAGACAAAGAGGCGGAGCCCAGAACGACGCCAGCGCCCUCUCCUGACAGACACGCCAAGCAGGAGAGCAGUACGUCAGCAGUGACGGGCGGCCGGGCCGAGCGGCAGAGCGUGCCGCCCUGCAAGCCGCGCCCGCCCGCGCCCGGCGGCGGCCCGACGCUGGCCCGCCUGCGCGUGGUGACGGCGCCGCCCACGUGCGUGCAGGACCUGGCCGCGGCCUCGCCCGCCACGCCCGGCGAAGCCGUAAGUCCCAGGAUAAUAGCAGCCGAUGUGGACAGCGUGCACUCAGACACGCACUUCAAGAGAGGAGCUCGUCGCACGGCCCGCGCGCGCGCAGACCAGAGCUACACUCAGUUCGCCGUCAUGGACGACGAAAACGUGUCCGCUUUGCAACAGGUCACGAAAGGCGGCGCCUUAACUCUGGUUUCUCUAUGGAAAUCUCAGUUUGACGAUUCGGAGGAGACCACAGACAAUGAAUGGAAACAGGAACAGUUGCAGUCCCCGGAGCACCGCGCGCGCGCCGCGUCCGCGCUGUCGUCGUGCUCGCACGCGGCGCGCACUCAGCUCCACACCACGCACUCCACCACCCACCACACGCAGCACACCGUGCAGCUGCAUCAUCACCAGGCACAACAGCAAACCGACAAAGUAUCCCCGCCUCCGCAGGCGGGCCCCGCCCCUUCAGCCGCAGCGCCCGCCCCCAGCCCCGCCCCAGCGCCCGCGCGCCCUACCAGCGAGCCGGCGCGCCGCGUCCCGCCCGCCCCCGCGGCCUCGCCCGCCCCGCCCGCGCCUCUGCCCACUCGCCGACCAGUCCAGUGCCUGUACAUACCCGGGAUCGAUGCGUACCCCAAGCUUCAGCCAAUGUUGCCGCGGUGUUGGUCGCUGCCUGCUAUUGGCGAGCGAGUCCGUUCACUUCGCGCCCCGCUCCUGCAGCAAGCGUCGUUCGACGGCAGCGGCGGCGAGCUGCGCUACCGACUCGACGUCAUGCGCGGCGUCGCUGCGAGGGACCGCGCCGCGCCUCCGCCGCCACAACGCGCGCUCAGUGCACCUAGCUUGUCCAGCUCGUCGUCGAGCUCCCGCGCGCCCCCCGCGCCCCCCGCGCCCCCGCCGGGUGAGGGCGCGGAGGGCCCCACGGUGUCGAGCCGGCUAGAGAUCCGCGUGCGCGCGCCGCCCUCCGCCUCGCCCGCGCACUCCGUGAAGAUUCAGUCCGUGGUGAGCGGCGAGACGAGGCCCAACCACGACGACGCGUCCGUCUACUACGACGCCACGGAACAUCAUCGGGACAAGCGGUCGAUGACCCGCAGCGUGGAGAAGAGUCAGUCUCCAGCAGUGGAGAUGACACGACUAGACGCAAUUCCGGACCGAACCACUACAGCAAUUAAAAAAGAUAUGGCAAGCGCCGCUGGCGAUGGCUCACAAAGUUUAAGAGACCGCUCGUCGGGCAGCGCGAGCACGUCGCGCAUCCCGGUGGCGUGCGGCGCGGAGCAGCGCCUCGCCAAGUGCGCGUCCUGGAGCGGGGACGGGCCGCUGGCGCCCGACGUCGCGGACCUCACGCCCGCGUUGCGCCGCCGCCGUCAGAAUGCCAACGACAAAUACGCUUCGGACCCUGCCCGGGAACUGAACCUGAGGUUCGCGAGGCCGAGACACCGGCAACCGCCGCACCAUCACUCUAGCCGCAGCGGGUCCCGCGGGGUCCCCGCGCUGCUGCUGGGCUCCCCGCCGGGGUCGGGCGCGUCGUCCCCGUCGGGGUCCCCGCCCCCGGCCGCGCCCCCCGCGCCCCCCCCUCACCACAACGCCGCCCGCGCGCGCCGCUUCCGCCCGCUCUCCAUCGCGCCCUAACUCACACGUAGCGAACGCGUCUGAGCUACGUCUUAACUAAUAUGGACUCUGUUGCUCUAUUAAUAAUGGUUAUUUUUGAUUGCAACUGUUGUGUCAUGGUUUAGUACCAAUGUGACUGGUUCGUAACAGGUAUGUGCUACAAUAAACUUAUACAAACGUCUGAGCACUUGUUGCUUAAGGCAUAUGGACUCUGUUGCUCUGUUAAUAAUGGUUAUUUUUGAAUACAGCUCAUGUCAGUCAAGGUUUAGUACCAAUGUGACUCCUUUCAAACAACCACUGUUGUGCUAGAAGCUGUCUAUAGGAAUAUGGACUUUGUUGUUAUAACAAUAAUGAUUAUUUUCGAAUACAGCAGGUAUAUGUUUAAUACCAAUGUGACUGGUUUCAAACAGGUAUUGGUGUGCUAGUUAGUUAGGAAUAUGGACUUUGUUGUAAUAACAAUAAUGAUUAUUCUCGAAUGAUGUGUAUAUCACAGUAUAUAUAGUAUCAAUGUGACGGAAGUAGAAGACUGUAUACGGAAUCCUUUACUUAUUUACUUUUGAAGUGGAAUAGCGUUUUUUAACUUUAUUGUCUCAGUUAUAAGUCUGAUAUUUCUUUAGUUGUUACAAAGGAACUGUUUAGAUGUAACUGUCGUCAUCCCUAUUUUGUAUCAAUUUCAAGUCGCUGCCAUAUUACCUGUUACUUUAACAAGUAAAACUCGCCCAACCGACUGUAAUUAGAAAAGUGGUACUUUGACGUCAUAUUGGUACUAACCUAAUUCGAAAAUAUGACACAACUGUUCAUGUUACUAGCAAUAGAAAAUAAUCAUUAUUAUUAAUGCAAUAAAGUUCACAUUCACAUGACAAGCUUGCUUGAGAAAACGAUGUUUCUCAAUACUAUAUUUAUACACAUAAAUGUUAAGACAGACUUCUGUCAUAAUUAUAAAUAUCGCUCUGGGCAUAUAAAUAGAAAACUUUCUUUAAAAAAGGUAAUAUUUUUAAA